AUGAAGGAACUAUUUGAAAAAAAUAUUUUUAUAAUUUUUUUAUCGUAUGUGGUAAUUUGUGAAGCUAGCUACCACGAGCAAUAUAGAGUUCCGCAUGAAGCGUCAGAUCGUUGGGAAACCUACAUUUUUAACGAUAAGGAGUAUUUAAUACAAAAUUUACCAGUCAAUUGGGAGAGUGCUAAAAUACUGUGUCGUGGACAUCACAAUGGUUCUCUUGCGAUCUUAGACACAAAUGAGAAAGCGGAAUUUUUAGCUGAAGCAUUGUCUGAGUUGCAAUUUUCAAUAGAAUCAGUUUGGGUCGGUGCUAGGCGUGAUUCAGCGGAAGAUCCUGAAGGUUACAGGUGGAGUCAGGGCGUUGAACUUAGGAGAACAGCUAGCGAUGUUUUGCCUAACGAAAAUGAUGAAAUUAACAGACAUUAUCCAAUGUGGCUAAAUCGAACGCACGUUCCAGUACCAGAAGGCGGAGCGGACUGUGUAGCGUUGGAGAGAGUAAAUCACGAUAGACCUGUGUUUCUCGACUUGCCUUGCCAUUUGGAGAGACCCUUUGCUUGUGAAAGAGAUGCUCGAAUCGAAGUCAAAGUCCAGAAUUUGAAGACGGUGCGAUGUCGCACUGGACUCUACCACUUGUACAACGGUAGGAUGGACUGGCACCAGGCGGCCGCUUACUGCAUCUUAAGGAAAAUGACGCUGGCGAAGAUUUCAACAAUGAAAUGUCUCAAGAAACUAGGUUUGACUAUGUUGAAGUCGAGACCAAGCAUAGAAAGUGCAUGGAUAGGCGCUAGAGGUUCGUUGGGGCAAUGGACGUGGACAGACACUGGAGUCAGUAUAUUCAAUACUGGGAUGUUUGGUGACGUCCAAGCUUGGCCUCCGAUGAGAGACAGUUCAACAAUAAAACAAAGCGGUUGUUUACAAAUAGACAGACAUGCAACUCGAUCUCCCGUCUUCUUAGAAGCAAGAUGCGAAAGAAAAUCGCAGUUCAUAUGUUAUGAAGGUAUUCAUACCUUAAUAAUGUCAUUACGAACAUCAACAGCGACACCUAGCGAUGAAAAUUAUUACUAUAUUCUUGUAAAGCAGCGCUUCUAUUGGCAACAUGCUUAUGAAAAUUGUCAAAAAAUGAACGGAUCACUCGCUAGUAUCGAUAAUAAUGACGUUUUAAUACAAUUAUUACUAGCAAUGGGAGAAAAUAAAGAUGAACCUGUUGAACAUAUUUGGAUAUCUGGACGCCUAAAUAUGACUAAAGAUGUUAAUACUGAUGGAAUCGCAUACUUGUGGUACAACCCUAUCAAUAGUAAAAGAAUACCAGAUCCAAAAAGUUUUGGUGACUCUGCCAUAGGAGUUUAUAUGCCGCCUUGGCUCGACAGUGAAUUUUCAAUGGACAGUUCCUGUUUAAAUUUAGACAGGCAGGAUCAUUUAAACGGUUUAAUAUAUGGAUUGCCAUGUGAUACACCACAGUAUUCUGUAUGUAUGGUUGAAAAAUCAACUUCAAAAAUACAACAGACUGAAUAUAGACAACCGGAAACUUCAGAAAAUCAAUAAAACACAUUAUAUCAAGUUAAAUUUUCUACAUUAACUUUUACUUUAUGAACAUUAUAUAUUUAUAAUAAAUGAAAAUAUUUA
Messenger RNA from Melitaea cinxia (Glanville fritillary), 1617 nucleotides. Its product is annotated as macrophage mannose receptor 1-like. Lineage: Eukaryota; Metazoa; Arthropoda; Insecta; Lepidoptera; Nymphalidae. The record is from RefSeq and is a predicted model, not a curated record. Bases 1 to 1536 code for a protein of 511 amino acids. The transcript is spliced from 13 exons.